AUCAAUCGUCUUCCGGCGCAGCCCCGUCCCUGUUUUUUGUGCUCCUCCGAGCUCGCUGUUCGUCCGGGUUUUUUACGUUUUAAUUUCCAGGACUUGAACUGCCAUGUCCUCUGAAGAAGGAAAGCUCUUCGUGGGAGGGCUCAACUUUAACACCGACGAGCAGGCACUGGAAGACCACUUCAGCAGUUUCGGACCUAUCUCUGAGGUGGUCGUUGUCAAGGACCGGGAGACUCAGCGGUCCAGGGGUUUUGGUUUCAUCACCUUCACCAACCCAGAGCAUGCUUCAGUUGCCAUGAGAGCCAUGAACGGAGAGUCUCUGGAUGGUCGUCAGAUCCGUGUGGAUCAUGCAGGCAAGUCUGCUCGGGGAACCAGAGGAGGUGGCUUUGGGGCCCAUGGGCGUGGUCGCAGCUACUCUAGAGGUGGUGGGGACCAGGGCUAUGGGAGUGGCAGGUAUUAUGACAGUCGACCUGGAGGGUAUGGAUAUGGAUAUGGACGUUCCAGAGACUAUAAUGGCAGAAACCAGGGUGGUUAUGACCGCUACUCAGGAGGAAAUUACAGAGACAAUUAUGACAACUGAAAUGAGACAUGCACAUAAUAUAGAUACACAAGGAAUAAUUUCUGAUCCAGGAUCGUCCUUCCAAAUGGCUGUAUUUAUAAAGGUUUUUGGAGCUGCACCGAAGCAUCUUAUUUUAUAGUAUAUCAACCUUUUGUUUUUAAAUUGACCUGCCAAGGUAGCUGAAGACCUUUUAGACAGUUCCAUCUUUUUUUUUAAAUUUUUUCUGCCUAUUUAAAGACAAAUUAUGGGACGUUUGUAGAACCUGAGUAUUUUUCUUUUUACCAGUUUUUUAGUUUGAGCUCUUAGGUUUAUUGGAGCUAGCAAUAAUUGGUUCUGGCAAGUUUGGCCAGACUGACUUCAAAAAAUUAAUGUGUAUCCAGGGACAUUUUAAAAACCUGUACACAGUGUUUAUUGUGGUUAGGAAGCAAUUUCCCAAUGUACCUAUAAGAAAUGUGCAUCAAGCCAGCCUGACCAACAUGGUGAAACCCCAUCUGUACUAAACAUAAAAAAAUUAGCCUGGCAUGGUGGUGUACGCCUGUAAUCCCAGUGACUUGGGAGGCUGAGGCAGGAGAAUCGCUUGAACCCGGGAGGCGGAGGUUGCAGUGAGCUAAGAUCGCGCCACUGUACUCCAGCCUGGGCAACAGCGAGACUCCAUCUCAAAAAAAAAGGAAAUGUGUAUCAAGAACAUGAUUAUCCAGCGGUAUUUUCUAAUUCAGAUCAUCAAACUGAUUAUAUAGAAGAGUUGGCUUUAAAAUGUUUGCAAAUGUCUUUUUUUUUUUAAUACUGGAAGAAAAAAUAUUCUGUUGUGUCUCAUACAGUGCUUAGGAUGUCUUUCACAGAGCUUAUUAAAAAGAUGAAACCUGAGAACAAACUGCUUUAUUCUUACUCAGCCCAUUUUGCAAAUUAAAAGUGGGGGCAGAGGUGGGCGGAUCACCUGAGGUCAGGAGUUCGAGACCAGCCUGGCCAACAGGGCAAAACCCCAUCUCUACUAAAAAUACAAAAGUUAGCGGGGCGUGGUGGCGGGUGCAUGUAAUCCCAGCUACUCGGGAGGCUGAGGCAGGAGAAUUGCUUGAACCCAGGAGGCGGAAGUUGCAGUGAGCUGAGAUUGUGCCACUGCACUCCAGCCUAGGUGACAGCAAGACUCUGUCUCAAAAAAAAAAAAAUGGCACAUCAACGAGAGGGAGGCUUGGAGAAUAUUUGGUUGGUGGGUGGGCAGGGACUGCCAGAGGGUUAGGUGUACAUUGAGGCCUGAGGCCUGCUGGAAUUGGGUUUCCUUAACUGGUCUCUUAUCUUAGUCCCAUUGUUCUGAGAACAUAAGCACCUAAUCUCAUGGCGUGAGCUAAUCCCUAUCAUAAAUAGUGGUACCAGUUCAUUCCUUCCCCUGAAAUGAUGGGGGUUGGGCAGAGAUGCACUGAACUCAUCUUUGUGUAUGAGGGCCAUGAGAGAGGCCUGGUUUGAAAACAAUGCUAAGAGCUCAGAUUCCAGGAUUUAUGUAGGGGCUCUUCUACUUCCCAGGUAUUUGACCUCAGGUGAGUCAUUUAAUUUCAGCCUUAUGCCAUUUUACAUUUUCUGUGGAGGGUUAGGUUAAUUGGCAUAUAAAGCCACUGAGAAGAGUUGGCAAAGCUCUCAGUCACGGGGAUUUGAUCUUUUUUGGUGUGUGUGUGUCUUGGGUGGUAAAGUGGUAAUUUUGUAAUUCUAGCUGGUCUUAGUUCCUCAGUUCUGCUCCCUUUAGUCAUGGUUCUUUCUAGUGGCUGUAUUGAGGCCCCAUGGGUGUUAUCCCUCCAUUGGUUCUAGUUUGGAACAGAAAAAUCUGUUGUAUUCAUGGCUUUCACCUGGCUAAUACUGAGCUAAGUUACCACCAGGUUGCAAACUCCAGGACAUUAUUGUCCUGAGCUGCCUAUUCCCUUGCUGGUGCGUUGUGGAACCCUGUAUUAUUAGUUCCAGUCCUGGAGGCCUGCCUCCUGAGUUUCCCAGCUAGUUGGGACAGGCCCCAAUAUCCCUUCUUCCUGUAACCCAAACAGUCAUGAAUUUGCUUUGGCAGGUGGAUGGAGACUUGGGAACUUCCACCUCACCCACUAAGCCAGGCCCAGGCUAUGGGGCAUUGUGGCUAACCCCACCAGGUGGAUACUUGGUCUGAGGACGCAUCUUAUUCUGGGCCUUUAGGGAGCUAAGGCAGUGAGAAUUGGCAGGAGGACUGCUGUGAAUGCCUUGUAGGUCGGGGGAUUGGAGGGGGUCCUCUGCUCCCUGUCUCUCAGGAUGGCAAUGUACCUCUCACCCCCAGUGUCAGCUGAGGUAGGAUCCAUAAUCAGUAAUAUUCCUGCAACAAAAUGUUCCUAAGUGGAAUCAAUGAAGACCAAAAUUUAUUUGUAUAACAACUCUAAACCUGCUCUGCUCUGCUGUGUUUACAAUGUGCUUUGUGAUCAUCCAGCCCAGGGAGUCCCAGUCUCUGGCUGUCUAUCUGCUCUAAGGAAGAGAGCCCACAGUUCUCUAUAGUGCCAUAGUCUGUGAUGAAUAAAGUUCCAGAUUUGAGGUCAACCCCCGACCACCCUUAAAGUGCUUGUUGGUCUCCUACUUUGGUUUGUCUUCAGCAUCCAACUGAUGCACAUUUGUCAAGAACCCACUGAGGCUAGAAACCCCCCAAACACUCAAGGUACCUUGAGAACAUGUAUCCCAAGACCUGCAAAGACCAAACACAUGGCCUGUAACUACUUUUCACUUUCAAGCCCUGGAACUUGUCUGUACCAAAAAUCUUUCUGAACCAUUCACCAAAUCUCUUGUCAAGGGCCAGAAUAAAUUAAGAGAUUGGCUUUUGGUUUUCAAUUAGGCUUUCAAGUCCUAAGCCCAACCCCUCCUAUCCCACCUAGGCAGAAAUCACUUCAGAUCCUUGCUUCCUAGUUUAAUUUCUUCUCUGCCUCAGUUAUAACAUCCAUAAAAUGGAAAUAAUAAUACCCACCUCACACAGGGGUUAGGAGUGUUUUUUUGUUGGUUUUUUUCCAGACAGGGUCUCACUCUGUCUCCCAGGCUGGAGUGCAGUGGCACAAUCUCGGCUCACUGUACCCUCCGCCUCCCAGGUUCAAGCAGUUCUCAUGCCUCAGCCUCCCAAGUAGCUGGGAUUACAGGUGCCUGCCACCACGCCCGGCUAAUUUUUGUAUUAAUAGAGACAGGGUUUCACCGUGUUGGGCAGGCUGGUCCUGAACUCCUGACCUCAAGUGAUCCACCCGCCUCGGCCUCCCAAAGUGCUGGGAUUACAGGCGUGAGCCACCACACCUGGCCUAGGAGUUAAGAGUAUUAAAUGUUAAGAACAGACCAAGUCCAUCAAACAGCUCCACACCCUUGUUCCAUGUUCUGGAUUGGGGAGUUGUGGGGGUGGAGGUGUAGAACUUUUAAAAAGCUUCUUAAAAUAAGUUGCUGUGAAUACUUCAGGUAUAUAAAAAAACAUUGGUUGACAAUAAGCCAGUGUUCUGCCAUUCUUACCUGCUUAUCAAGACAAAACCUGCUCAAGUCCCUGCCCAGCUGCAUUCCAAGUGUUUUCAAGUUUGGUGGUAAGACCUGACCUGAGGCUUCUUAUAACCUUUACUCAGUGGGAAUAUGCAUACAGUUCACUACAGAAAUAUUUGUAUUUACUUAGAGGAAGUGCCCUGGAUCUGGGGGCGGGGGGGGGCGGGGGGAAUGGGUCUUUUCUAAAUUGUUAAAAGCAGUUCAUGCCAUUAUUCUUAAUAAACAUUUCUAAUAUGCUGUGAAA
Molecule: messenger RNA, 4298 nt
Organism: Homo sapiens (human)
Lineage: Eukaryota; Metazoa; Chordata; Mammalia; Primates; Hominidae
Gene: RBM3
Product: RNA binding motif protein 3
Exons: 7
Coding region: 104-577 (157 amino acids)
Cellular component (GO): cytoplasm; nucleus; dendrite
Molecular function (GO): RNA binding; nucleic acid binding
Source: RefSeq, marked reviewed